AUGCGUUUCACGUCGCUCGUCACUGUCCUCCCUGCCCUGGCCAUGGCCCAGGAGCAGGUCCCUCUCGCUGACCGCGUGCAGGGCUGGUUCAACCAGGUCAAGUCCUACGUGCCCACCGCAGCCCCGGUUUCCCCGAUCGAGCAGCUGGCCGAGAAGGUUACCGAGAAGAGCGUCACCCACGUGUCCUUGAACAACUGGCAGUCGAUCCUUACCCCGGGACCCCAGGCUGAGGACUGGUUGAUCUACACCACUGGUGGCAACAAGACCUGCUUCGGUCGCUGCGGAACUGCUGAUAAGGCAUUCAAGGAAUCCGUUCUCUUGUUCUCCGCCGACCCUACCUCACCUCACCUCGGAUACUUGGACUGCGAGGCCAACCAGGUCCUGUGCGCCGCCUGGUCCGCCAGCGCUCCCUCCGUCCAGUACUAUCAGGUCCCCAAGGCACCCGCUGUUGGCGAGGAGCGUGCCCCGACUCCUCUCCGCAACAUCUACCUGAACUCCACCACCGUCACCCCCGCAACCAUCUACGAGAUCCACGCCAAGAAGACCUACGAGAAGUUCCCCCCUAUGAGGGCGCUCUCCACCCCGUUGAUGCUCAACAUCCCUAUGGGCUACGUUAUCUGGGCUCUCGGUGCCGUCCCCAGCUGGCUGUUCAUGAUUGGUAUCAGUUUCUUCAGCCGUACCAUGAUGAGCCGUCGCGCGGGUCCUACUGGAAACGCCCCUCGUGCUGCUGCCCCCGCUGGUAGCGCAAACUAAAUGGCCUCUUUUGGUCUAUGUUGGUGUUUGGGUUGUAUAUAAUCAGUGGUAGUGUAUUGUGACGCGUCCAAUAUGCU
Molecule: messenger RNA, 830 nt
Organism: Penicillium concentricum
Lineage: Eukaryota; Fungi; Ascomycota; Eurotiomycetes; Eurotiales; Aspergillaceae
Exons: 4
Coding region: 1-753 (250 amino acids)
Source: RefSeq, a predicted model, not a curated record